AAACGGACGGAAAUCCCGCGAUACGACGCCACAAGGGAGAAAGAGUUUAACAUCGCCCUCGGGAUCCAGAAAAGGAAAAGAUUCUCCACCUCCUGAAGUGGCCUCUCGUUCCCGAUAUGAUAAUUUUCUCCGCAUCCGAUGCAAUCGUCAGUCUAGACUUGGCGCUCGCAGCCGUAACAGGAAGAAGAGACCAGGUGAAGAUGGGGUUAAGGAAACCCUGUGUCCAAUUUGUAAUGAAAGAGUUAUGGGCCAUGCAGAAGAUUUGAAUGCACAUGUGGAGCUGUGUCUUAAGCAGAGAGCGGAGGUUGAAGAGGAGCCUGUUGAUGUAGAGGGAGGGUAUGAAGAGUACGAGUGGGCAGGACAGACCAGAAUCCGAGUCACAAGCCUGCUAGAGGGUGGUUUUGCUGGGUCAGGCUUCCAGACGGUCAACAGCAAGAAAGGCUCAGACGAAGACGCAGAACUUAAUGUUGAUGGAGAUGAUUCUGAGGAGUAUGGGAAACCACAAUUUUUGGAAAAAGAUAUUCUUCCCUUGGACUCCAAAAAUUGCAGCCCAAAGAGUGAAAACCUAGCCACCAGAGCAGCGUUACCUCCAGAGAGCAGCUAUUCUUCCAGAACGGACACAGUAAACUCAGAUGGUGGUGGUUGCAGCAAGUCUUCAGCUGCUUAUGAAGGAUUUGCUCUAGCCAGCCGAGAUCAGGGGGGAGACGAUCAGUCGGCAUCUGCACUCAUAUCAGCACUUCGUCUGAAGUUACGGGACCUGGAGGCAGAAAGGACAGAGAAGCAGAAAUGCCUGAUAUGCAUGGAGCCGUACCGAACACCCCUGACCUCUAUACAGUGCUGGCAUGUUCAUUGUGAAACGUGUUGGAUGAGAACUUUGGGAGCUAAAAAACUGUGCCCCCAGUGUAACAUGAUAACCUCACCAUCUGACUUACGAAGGAUAUACUUAUAG
This is a messenger RNA of Candidula unifasciata, 949 nucleotides long. Lineage: Eukaryota; Metazoa; Mollusca; Gastropoda; Stylommatophora; Geomitridae. The record is from the annotation of a GenBank genome assembly.